AUGCAAAGCGUGGUGAAAUCGCAAAUCACUCGCAGCCGAUCAGCACCACCACGAAAGAAUUCACAGAAGCAGGCAGAAGCCAGACGUCGUAUUGAUCUUGGAAAUGAACGUGUGUUGCAGUCGCUCAUGAAUAGAUGGAGAACGGUCUCGAAUAUCAUCAAUGAUUCAGUGAUCGUACACAUGAUUUUUGAAAAAGCCAUGGAGAAGGGUGGUAGAUGCCUCACAGACGAAUACGUAUGUAUGCAGCCCGCGAGGAGUCAAUCCAAGACGCCAGGAACUCCGAAACGACGCAACGUUCCCGGUGACCCUAGAGAGACGAGAAAACGAGCGAAUGACUAG
Messenger RNA from Haemonchus placei, 339 nucleotides. The record is from the annotation of a GenBank genome assembly. Lineage: Eukaryota; Metazoa; Nematoda; Chromadorea; Rhabditida; Trichostrongylidae.